AUGGGAGUCGAGGAGGAGGUGCUUACCGGCAUUGCAGCCAUCUGUUCGAAGGCCCGCUCCCGCCAUGCACUGUUGAUCAGCCGCUCCUUGCGAGCUCCCAGCUCCUGGGCAAAAUAUGAAGUCGACGCAGUCUCGUUGAUCGCUCCGCUGGGGAGCUGGAAGAGACUGGUAGGCCCGUGGAAGGAGAUGCGACCGUCAGUUUCGACAUUCAACCCAUCGAACUCCCUCGCCAAAUCCUGCGUCUCAUCGUUCUCCGUCUUGAUUCUGCGGCCGGCACUCGAGCUGGAUUCUGCCACCGAUGCCGGAGAGCUCCCCUUGCGUGCCUCCACGUCGGCCUGCUGA
This is a messenger RNA of Penicillium canariense, 342 nucleotides long. RefSeq lists its product as uncharacterized. The transcript is spliced from 2 exons. NCBI's taxonomy places the organism in Eukaryota, Fungi, Ascomycota, Eurotiomycetes, Eurotiales, Aspergillaceae. The coding region runs from base 1 to 342 and encodes 113 amino acids. The record is from RefSeq and is a predicted model, not a curated record.